Messenger RNA from Pseudozyma flocculosa PF-1, 1182 nucleotides. RefSeq lists its product as uncharacterized. Bases 1 to 1182 code for a protein of 393 amino acids. Lineage: Eukaryota; Fungi; Basidiomycota; Ustilaginomycetes; Ustilaginales; Ustilaginaceae. The transcript has 2 exons. The record is from RefSeq and is a predicted model, not a curated record.
AUGCGCAUCUCGUCUACCCUCAUCGGCCUCGCCCUCGUCCUGGCGGGCUCGCAGGCCGUCGUGGCCGUCGCCGGUGAAAAGCAAGUCGAGCUCGGUCGGCGACAGCUUUCCAUCCCCGUCGAGGCCGGCGCCGGUGGUUCUGUCCCAAGCGGAACCGCUGGUUGGGGAGGUGUCGCCGGCCACGGCGGUGUAGCUGGCUCUGGCGCUAUCGGUGCCGGCGUCGGUUUGGGCGUCGGCGUCGGCGUCGGUGGCGCAGGCAUUGGAGCUGGCGCUGCCGGUACCGGUGUCGCUGCCGGUGUCGGCGGCCAUGGCGGCAACGGUGCCGGCCCUGGACCCAGCGCAGCGACCGAGCACGACGAAAACCAGGGCAAGGCUGACGCAAAGGGCGGUCACAAGGCCGAGGAGGCGCCCACGUACCCUCUCGACGACGUCUCGUCUCGGAUCCAGCUGGACUGGUCCGCCAAGGCGAAGGGCAAGCCCUCGGCGGCGAUCAGCGAGGGCGACGACGGCAAGGUCGUCGUUAGGCCGCAGGAGCUGCUGCAGAUGCCCGAGUUUCAGGCCUUCCUCGAGGCGGUGCUCGAGGACCCCAAGCUCCUCGCCCAGGUCGCGCAGCAGCAGGGCAUCCCCCGACGCCAGUAUGCCGCCAUGAUUAAGCAGAUGAUCCAGGACCCGCAGGGCGUCGCGUUCCUCUUUGACCCUAGCAACAAGGGUGGCGAUGCACCUGGCGCAGGUGCCGGAGUCGGUGCCACGGCGGGAGCGGGCGCUGAUGCGGGGGCCGCUGCUGGUGCUGGUGACGCUGGUCGAGCUGGUAGCAGCGCUGGCAUGGCAGCUGGCGCUGGCGCUGGAGCCGUUGUCGGUGGCAACAACGGCGUGGGUGUGUACGGCCAGGAGGGCCUGCACGGCCAGGGACGCGGCAACGGCAACGGCCUGACGAAGCAGCAGCAGCAGCAGCAGCAGCAGCAGCAGUCAUCGUCGACCAGCAACAGCAGCGACGACGGUCGUCACCCUGCAGUCGGCGGCAGCGGCAUCAUUGGUGUGCAGAAGCGCGCAGUGGGUGCGGGCGCAGGUAGCCAGCGCCGCAUGGACAAGCGCCACCUUGCCAACAACCUGCCCCUCGUCGCUCGUGCCGCCGACCUGGUCCGGGACGCCGUCGAGGAUCGUUUCGGUCCCAUCCUCGCCUAG